Molecule: messenger RNA, 805 nt
Organism: Naegleria gruberi
Lineage: Eukaryota; Heterolobosea; Eutetramitea; Acrasida; Naegleriidae
Exons: 1
Coding region: 5-760 (251 amino acids)
Source: RefSeq, a predicted model, not a curated record
AAAAAUGUCGUCACAAGUUUCGAAUAACACAAUUCGCAACAUUAACAAGAGAAGAAAUUUCCUUCUCCCAAUUCUCCUAUUGCUUUCUCUUGCAGCUUUGCUCAUGGUAAACAGUGUCCACUGUAUUGACAAUCCUUUCCGAUCAUCAUGGAACAAAAAGCUCAACCAAGUCGAAACCAAACUAAACUCGUUCAUCCAAACAGCCAAGACAAGAUACAGCCAAGAAGCUCGCCAAAACUUUAUCAACCAACUCGAAAGUAACAACAAACACACUCGUCAAUCCUCAACAAUCCCAUCCGGAACUUGGUUAUUAGGUGAUUUAACCUUGUACGAUGAAAAUUGCAAUCAACAAAUGAUUCCACUCACCAUGUUGAAUUCAACACCGAGCAGUAUUGAAGUUUCUCAUAACAUUGUCAAGUUUACCUAUUCAAUUGGAACUAUUGUUAAGAGACCAUUAAGUAAUUUGUACAAUGCCAUUCUAAAGUACAAUUCCGAUAGUGUUCCAAUUUGUUUCAAUAUUAAGGAAGGUGAAAUUGCAUUCACCUCUGAUUUUAUCUUGUGUUCCUCAGUUGAUAAUUUCACACCUUCAUGCCAGAAAUCAAGUAGUGGUGUUACCAAUUUGGCACUUGUUUACAAAUCACCUGGAAGUGCCUCAAGUGGAAUUGUUGCUGGUGUUGUUGUUGGAGGAGCUAUGAUUUUAGGAUUUAUAAUCUUAAUCUUGGUUUGCUGUUGUGUUUGUUGUUGUAAAAUGUGUAAAUAGGGCAAAAUAAUUUAAUUCCGAUAAUAAAUUUCCAAAUUUCUUGAU